UCCCAGCAUGCACCGGGGCCACAGACACACACAGCUACAGAGUGGAGAGUGUGGAGCUCCGAGAGGAAGAUGAAGAUGAUGAAGAGCUGGAUGUGGCCUCUAUGCCCUGGUUCGGACCCUCUCAGCCUGCAGGUCCUGUGGUUCCGCUGAGAGCCAAUCGGAUCGUGUUUCUGCCGCUGUGGAACAACGUGGACUACAGUGGGGGGUGUGGGGAAGCCCGCCCCUGAGGAGGAGGAAGAGGAGGAGGAAGAGCAACGUCCGGCGGUGAGCGUGUCGGAACUGCGCGACUCCUUCCUGUGUGGUCGCCGGGGCGUUGCCAUGGGCGCCGUCCAGCAUCAGCUGAUCGUACGCAUCAUCAACAAGUCCCACCUGAUGUAUUAUGGGAAACCAGAGCGGAACUGUGAGUGUCCGUAUAAGGCGGUGUUGGAGGUGUGUGACCGGACAGGAAGUGUGUGUGUGGUGUUGUGGAACAGCGUGUGUGUCAGCUGGUAUCGGCGUCUGAAGCCCGGUGACAUCAUCAGUCUGAGACACUACAGAGUCAAGCAACGUUACCAGGCCGAGCCAGAAGAUAUAGAGAUCAGUGUGAACAGCAGGAAUCCCACCGCUCGCAUCGCUGUUCUCCCAGAAUCCUCUGUUUCUCCUCAAUAUGUCCCACAGGCGCCCAACUACAGCUUCUAUAACAGUCUGGAGCUCCUGGAGUGUCCUCAAGGUGCUGUGUGUGAUGUCAUCGGCCUACUGACCUUCUCAGGACGACCCGAGCGAAUCAGGAGCAAAGACGGCAGAGGGGCGGAGCUUUUGGAGUAUCGCUGGCUGCGAUUGGAGGACGGGACGAGCAAUCGGCCAAUCAUGGUGAAGCUGUUCUCCACGUCUCAGCCGGAGUCCCACCGCAAGCUCCACCCACUAACGGUGGUCGUUUGCACCAGACUCAAGCUGAUCAGAGCUGCCGGUCGGACAGACAGCUGCUCCUACCUGACCAACACCACGUACACUCAGCUCUACUGCACAGGCCUGGGCGACCACUCAGAGAUGAGCUACCGUACGCUGCGGCCGGUGCGGCGCUUCCUGCGGUGGCUGCGGAGCCAGGAAGACGCAGCGGUGCUGAGCAGGGCUCUGAUUGGAGGAUGCUUCGUCUACCCGCCCCCGCCCGUCUCCUUGGAAACGUUCAUGAAAGGCAUAAGAGGUGAGCCGGGGUUCCUGCGGGGGUCGGAGCUUCAGAGGGAGAUGGCCAGGCUCUGUUACCGGGAGCGACGCACCUUCUGUAUCCAGGCAGCUGUUACUGUGGUUACUUACAGCCGUAUUGGAGAGGAGGAUCGCUGUUUGUUUUGGACAGACCGAGCUUCAUCGUCCCCCUCCUCUUCCUCCUUCACUCGCCCCUCCCCCUCCUCCUCCUCUUCCUCCCCCCUUCCUCCCCUCUGCACCCCUCGCUCGUUCAGACCUCCUCUCUCCUCCUCCUCCUCCUCUCUGUCUCCGUCGUCUUCGGCCGUGAGUCAUCUGUCGCCGGGCAGAUCAGGGUCGGCGAGGAAGAGGAGGCAGCUGCUGCCGGCUGAAACGCUGAAGAAGAGACAUCCGUGGGUCACAGUACAGCCGGAACCCAACAAGACAGUGGUUCUGUUUGAAGCCUCUAUGGAGUUCCUGGAGAACUGGCUGAGAGAUGAAGAUGAAGGAGAAUCUUUGAUUCCUCUCUGUUACUACUCCUCCCGCGUUCGACCCGCCCUGAGAGGGAGGAGCAGGCGGUGA
Perca flavescens (yellow perch) is the source of this 1737-nucleotide messenger RNA. Its product is annotated as RPA-related protein RADX. The record is from RefSeq and is a predicted model, not a curated record. Gene Ontology annotation, molecular function: single-stranded DNA binding. NCBI's taxonomy places the organism in Eukaryota, Metazoa, Chordata, Actinopteri, Perciformes, Percidae. The coding region runs from base 319 to 1737 and encodes 472 amino acids. The transcript is spliced from 15 exons.